AUGCAGAGAGAAGAAGUAUGAUUAUUAUAGCCUGCCGAAAACCUCUGUUGUGAUAGCUUUUUAUAAUGAGGCUUGGUCAACACUUCUGCGAACUGUUCAUAGUGUUCUUGAGACAUCUCCAGAUAUACUUUUGGAAGAAAUUAUCCUUGUAGAUGAUUACAGUGACAAAGAACAUUUAAAGGAGACUUUGGAAAACUACGUGGCUGGCUUACGCAAGGUGCGUCUUAUCCGUGCAAAUAAGCGAGAGGGGCUGGUUCGAGCCCGGCUGCUGGGGGCAUCUGUGGCAAAAGGCGACAUCCUGACGUUCCUGGACUGCCACUGCGAAUGCCACGAGGGCUGGCUGGAGCCGCUGCUGGCAAGGAUUGCAGAAGAAGAAUCAGCUGUCGUCUGCCCUGUUAUUGAUGUUAUUGACUGGAAUACAUUUGAGUACUUGGGAAAUGCUGGUGAGCCACAGAUUGGUGGAUUUGACUGGAGACUGGUCUUCACUUGGCAUAGUACCCCUGAAAGAGAACAAAAACGGAGGAAGUCCAAGACUGAUGUGAUCAGGUCUCCAACUAUGGCAGGUGGAUUGUUUUCUGUGAGCAAGAAGUAUUUUGAUUAUCUUGGUUCAUAUGACACAGGAAUGGAAGUCUGGGGAGGAGAAAACCUUGAAUUCUCAUUUAGGGUAAGUGGCUCAAUUGAAA
This is a messenger RNA of Fulmarus glacialis (Northern fulmar), 683 nucleotides long. Its product is annotated as polypeptide N-acetylgalactosaminyltransferase 12-like. Gene Ontology annotation, cellular component: Golgi apparatus. The annotation marks the transcript as partial. The record is from RefSeq and is a predicted model, not a curated record. NCBI's taxonomy places the organism in Eukaryota, Metazoa, Chordata, Aves, Procellariiformes, Procellariidae. The transcript is spliced from 4 exons.